Messenger RNA from Peronospora matthiolae, 396 nucleotides. Lineage: Eukaryota; Oomycota; Peronosporomycetes; Peronosporales; Peronosporaceae. The record is from the annotation of a GenBank genome assembly.
AUGGGUGAUUUCAAUAUGACUAUGGACCUAUUACUGGACCAAGCUACGCCUGGAUCCACUUUUCGUGAGGCUGGUCGUGCUGAGCUUUUCGAAUGGAUGAUUAGCCUCGGCCUCGUCAACUUUCGGCGACUCGAAAGCCCCGAUCUGCGCAAGUUUAUGGGUCCCAAGUCCACGAAUAGCAUCGACUACUGCUUGGCUAGUUUCUAUUUUGACGACAAGUUUGUUCGUUCGUCUACUCAUCUUUUAGGUACCAAGUUUGGGAGCGUGGAUCGUGUACCAGAAGAAUUUUCUCUGUCGUCACAUUCACCACCCCCAAAUUCCUCACUUCCGUUCAAGUGCCCGACUUGGCUUCUCAAGAUCGACCAGGUUCAAGAGCAGCUCUCCCGUAACCUUUAA